Schizophyllum commune H4-8 is the source of this 2265-nucleotide messenger RNA. RefSeq lists its product as uncharacterized. The record is from RefSeq and is a predicted model, not a curated record. The transcript has 2 exons. The coding region runs from base 107 to 2122 and encodes 671 amino acids. NCBI's taxonomy places the organism in Eukaryota, Fungi, Basidiomycota, Agaricomycetes, Agaricales, Schizophyllaceae.
CUCACUCGCCCGAACGGCUCUGAAAGGCUCGCAAAAUCGAGCUGUGCGCGAGACAUCCACUGGGUCCGAGAAGACGCUUCACCCGCUACGCUCGUUGAACUUCGCCAUGGAAUUCCUGACUCGCGCGCUAGAGAUGGAGUCCAGCUCAUGGCAAGAAGAGCGCGAGGGGCUGAUUACAGAAAAUAGGCAACUUGUGAAGCAAAAUCAGCGACUUUCAGACAAGCUGGAGUCAUAUAGGUCUUUUCUGACGGAUGCGCAACUGAAGCAGGCACAUAACGGGGAACUCGAGAUUUCGUUCAAGCCUCUUCGCCGCGGACCGAUCACCAAACUUCCACCAGAACUUCUUCUUGCCAUCUUCCAGUGGGCUGUGCCGCCUUCGUUCUUGACCACCCCGCUUUACAAGGCUCGUGAUGACGCAUGGAUUCGAUCUAUGAGUACCAAGCGCGCCCUCAGCCUCGUCUGCCGCUCGUGGCACAUAACCGCUGCCGAGAUUCUGUACGAGAACAUCGGCUUGCGCAGCGUCGGCCAGAUAGCCGCCUUUCUGGAUACACUCACGAAAAGUGUCUAUGCCUACAUGGUCAGGUCGAUAACCAUAUCCUGCUACGUCGCUCCGCACCACGCUGCCUUCUACAAUGAGGACCUUCAGGCGAUUCUUGCGCUGUGCUCGCGAUUGCAUACGUUCUCGAUACGCGUGCAUCAACAUGAUAUGCCCAUCAACCAUCACAUUCCUCUGCAGCUCCUGCCUGUACAUCAUAUCCAUCGCAUCGUCAACCUCAACCUCAGCUGCGGUUCUGGCUUCGACCUGCCAGAGAUAGUCCUCAUACUGGAAAGGACUUGUGGCCAUCUUCAAUCGCUUCAUUUUGGCCUGUCUGCGAGCGGUGGCAACGCUAUCCGGCUGCCGCAACUCAUCUUCACCACGCUCACGACACUCAGUAUCAUGUCUUCCCUACCCAACUUCUGGAGCGCGAUGACCAACAGCUGGGCGAUGCCACAUCUGCGCAACCUGACAGCAGAUUUCUCACAGAGGGUUGGCGCUCUCGGCGAGACAGGAUUUCAGACCUUCUUGAUAAAAAACUGCGCUGACAUCGAAUACUUGUGCAUCCAUGUGUCAAUCUUCGAGAUGCACAUCCCGCUGCCGGGUCUACGGGAAUCUCUGCAGUACUGUGCUCGCCUGCAGCAUCUCGUGCUGCCCAGAUGUACAGAUGCGCACAUACGCUACCCUCAUCCUUCAGUGCGCUGGAUAGACAUGUCUGAACAACCUGGGCUCUAUGACGAUCUCGCAGCGUACCUCCAGCAUCUCAGGAGUGGCGCCUUCAACACAGCUUUCCCGUCCCUACUUGGUGCCCGCGAGCUUGACUUCGGCCUCAGCGAUAUGCACGACAUAUCCCUUUUUCUACGUCCGGACUCGCAGCUGCAGGAUGGGCAAGUAGUGUCAUUUGAGUACGCGGGCGUCAGCAUCAAGCAGAGCGCUAGCUAUGUGUGGCGCGCAGACCUCGACUACGUGCACGUUGACCAAAGCCCUGACGUCAUAUCGGACGAUGAGGACGAGGAAGAUGACGGUCACGAGGACGAGGAUGAGAAUGAGGAAGAGGAUGAGGAGGGAGAGGCAGAGGAGGACGAGGAUGAGGAAGACGAGGAAGACGAGGAAGACGGUGAAGAGGAGGAAGAGGAAGAAGUUUCCCAAGAGGAGGAAGAAGAAGCCACAGAGGAGGUGGAAGACGAAGGACAUGCCGACAUGGAGGCAGACGAAGACGAGCCUGAGGAUUCCGUCGACGCGACGGAGGAGACGGAAGACAGCGGUAGCGGGGAGGUGACCGAUGAAGCAUCCACCAAGUCAGAGUCAACUUUGCUUUUGUCUGUCCCUUCAGGCAGCGCAGAGCGCAGGUGCGUCAACUGCGGGAAGUUGGCAGAUAAGAAGGAGGCGGACUUGGGCGAGGAAGUCGUGGGGGAUGAUGACGAUGAUGACCAGUAUAGUCCAACAUCCAGCAUCGACGGGAUGUCUUCGGUGCAUAGCUCGGAUGGGAGCGAUGAGGCCGCGUCGGAUCCUGGGCUGGACGAGGAAGAGGAGUUGCCACACUGGACUCAUGACGAUGUGCUGCGAGCUUUUAGGAGGGGGUCAUGAAGCAUGUACACGACUUCUUAGAAUUGAGGUGAUACUUCGUGCUACGUAUCUGCUCCCAGGCUCGAGACAGAAAUUAGGUGGUUUGUUGGCAGGUAGCAUAGGUAUAUAAGGAGAUACAUUUGGAUGAUGCCUGAGCGGAAGAA